GGAUGGAAGGGAUGACCACGUUCUGGGUGCUGCAAAGCAGAGCCCACGACAAAGUCACAGCAGCGGAAGCGAUUGUGCUGCCCGAUGUGGCGGAGACGGUUGCCAACCUCAUCGCGGCAGAGGGCACGCAGUUAGAGAAGUGGCUGGCGAAGGGAGGUAUUGUCAGGGAGGGGCGGCUAGAAUUGGGAGCGUUGCAGAAAUACAUGCACAGGUAUUGCGCAGUCUUGGAGGGGCACUUGGUCCAAGUGUCAUGGCCCCGCAGCCACCGCAAGCUGAAGAAAGCGGUCCCUGGCAAGCUGUGCACCUGCCGGGAAUUCUUGCUGCACGCUGACUGCGAGCACGUGCUCUUCAUCAAGGCGUUGCAGAACGAUCCCACAGCUAGCAUGCAGAACAUCCCGACGCUGAGGCCGCGAGGUCGCAAGCGCAAGGGCCAGUGAUACAGCGUGCCCGCCAUAACCACAGACCACAGAAAAGCAGCGUAGGGGAGCGAAUGUGUCUUUUCUGACCUGUGUCUACAUGUAGAAUAGGGUUGGACGA
Molecule: messenger RNA, 537 nt
Organism: Durusdinium trenchii
Lineage: Eukaryota; Dinophyceae; Suessiales; Symbiodiniaceae
Source: the annotation of a GenBank genome assembly